Messenger RNA from Theobroma cacao (cacao), 1876 nucleotides. It is a transcript of the gene PHP, whose product is annotated as PLANT HOMOLOGOUS TO PARAFIBROMIN. Gene Ontology annotation, molecular function: RNA polymerase II complex binding. Gene Ontology annotation, cellular component: Cdc73/Paf1 complex. The record is from RefSeq and is a predicted model, not a curated record. NCBI's taxonomy places the organism in Eukaryota, Viridiplantae, Streptophyta, Magnoliopsida, Malvales, Malvaceae. Gene Ontology annotation, biological process: transcription elongation by RNA polymerase II; positive regulation of transcription elongation by RNA polymerase II.
CCCUCAUUUUUUUAAAAAUAAUAUCCCCUCAAGUUCCAACAGGAAAGGAGGAAAAGAGGUCAGCAGCACUGACUAGGAUCUUUGUUUCCCUUAGAUCACUGCGAAAUCCACUUGAACGCCACAAGUAUCUGCUAAAACCGUCGGCUCUCUAAAAGAUUUCCCUUCUUUUGUUUCUGUUUCCGUUUCUUGGAAUCGAAAUCCUCGAAAAGCAAUGGACCCACUCUCCGCCCUCCGCGACUUCACAAUCCGGGGCGAGCUCGACAAAAUCGUCCGAGUCAACGACGAAUUCCGCUUCGGCACCGACUAUUCCUUCCCAUGCUCCGGCGAGACCGCCUACCGUUCCAAACAAGGCAACCUCUACACUCUCGAAACCUUGGUUUUCUACAUCCAAAACCACCAUCUCAAGCACACGGAUUACAUGCACAACUCCCUCUCUCUCCGCAUCCCCGCCGUCACUUUCACCGACCGUAAACCCCUCCUUGAUUACCUUACCGGAAAAGUUUCCACCUCCGAUUCCAUUGUUUGGAACCCACCGAAGUUCCCCGACGAGUUUCGACCCGAUCCCUCUGGGUUCGAUCCUGAUAGCAGUAAACCCAAAGGUAAUACCAAUGAUGUUGUUUUGGAUGAAAUUGGAGAUAUUCAUUUCGAUAUUAAAGAUAAAGAGACAGAACUUGCGGAUUAUAUGGGAAUAAUUCGAUCAAUUGAGAAGCCUUUGAAGGAUAGAGAAGGGAUUCUGGAAUGUAAAAAUAGGGAUUUUUAUAGUGUUCUUGUUGCAUCAACGAAAAGGGAAGAAGAAAGGCAGAGACUUGAGUCUCAGCAGAGGAAAGAUGGGUUAGUUGCUAAGAGUAGAUUAAUGGGGGCUGAAGAGAGGCGAUUGGGGUUAAGUUAUGGGGAUGAAAUGGUGGGAUAUGAUUCGAAGCCGAAAAUGCAUUUGAAAGGGAGCAAAAUUGGGGAAGGAGUGCCUAUUAUUUUAGUGCCGAGUGCGUUUCAGACUUUGAUUACUAUUUAUAAUGUGAAGGAGUUUUUGGAAGAUGGGGUUUUUGUGCCUACUGAUGUGAAAGUGAAGCAGAUGAAAGGGGCAAGACCAGAGUGUGUUACUGUGCAGAAGAAGUUUAGUAGGGACAGAGAUAGGGUAGUAACGGCGUAUGAAGUGAGGGAUAAGCCUUCUGCUUUGAAGCCGGAAGAUUGGGAUCGUGUUGUGGCAGUAUUUGUGUUGGGGAAAGAGUGGCAGUUCAAGGAUUGGCCUUUCAAGGAUCAUGUGGAGAUUUUUAACAAGAUUAUUGGAUUUUUUAUGCGAUUUGAAGAUGACAGUGUAGAGUCUGCUAAGAUUGUGAAGCAAUGGAAUGUGAAGAUUAUCUCGAUUAGCAAAAAUAAGAGACACCAAGAUAGGGCUGCAGCGCUGGAGGUCUGGGACAGACUAGAAGAAUUUGUGCGAUCACGAUCACAUUCCUGAACUGUGAAGCUUUUAGGAAACAUUUAUAUGUGUGAAUUGAAGAUGGAAUCACUAUGAUGAUAUAUGAGAACUAAGUUGUGUGAGUGAACAUCAUUGAAGAUGGUUACUCUUGGCCAAUGGUUUUCUUUUAUCGAGUGCCAAUGCACACCAAAGGUCUUUCCAUCACUGUGACCUUUUAAAAUUCUGCUAGAAGGAAUUCUCUGAUUGGAAUACUGACUUAUGCAGAGCAAGGUGGUUCUCCAGAUGCUUCUCCUUAUACUUCCGUGCGAGUUAAUGGUAAAGCAGCAUUAGGAAAUUACAAACUUAUGAUUAUCAAUUCUCCUAUUUUAUAGCUGUUGGUUGACCCCAAUAUGUGCCAGAAUUGCAAUAUUGUUUUCCUGAGUGUAUAGACUUGUACAUGUUUUGAGCUUCAACUUUUGUUCA